GUGAGAGCGCGCAUCACGUCGGACACGCCGUGGGGGAAAAAGCUCGUGAAAACAGCCAUAAACUUUUAUUUUGCGCACCAGUGCGUCUUUGCGCAGCGUCUGGAUCAGAGAGCGGAAUUCUGUCUCACUGCGGAGGAUUUAUGUCCGACAGCAGGUGAAGAUCGACGAGCCGCAGACUUCUGACAACAUCCAGGUGAGAUCCAGAGCAGCUCAGCCGUCAUGGCCGCCAACGCCACCCCUCGGGGCUGCGGCCCUCAGCUGGACUCACUUUACUACAACCUGUGUGACCUCAGCGCCGUGUGGGGCAUCGUAGUGGAGGCCAUAGCAGCCGCCGGCAUCGUCUUCUCCUUCGUGCUCUUCAUCUCGCUGCUGGCCAGCCUCCCAUUCAUCAAAGACGCUAACCGUAAGAGCUCAGUGGCCCUUCACGCCUUCUUCCUGGUCUGUACCGCCGGUCUCUUCUGCCUGACCUUCGCCUUCAUCGUGGGGAAGGACUUCUCCACCUGCGCCUCGCGAAGGUUCCUCUUCGGCGUGCUGUUCGCCGGCUGCUUCGCCUUGCUCCUGAUGCAGUCAGUGAGGCUGAACGUCCUGGCCCGUCGGAACAGCGGGCCCCGGGUCUGGAUCCUGUGUCUGGGGGCGGCGGCGCUGUGGCUGGUGGAGGUGGUCAUCAACACCGAGUGGCUGAUCAUCACGAUUGUCCGCCACCCGCUGCUGCUGCUCAACACCACGGCUGAAAUCAGCAGAGCCAUGCCGAUGCCCUGCAACAUCGCCAACCAGGACUUUGUCAUGGCGCUAAUCUACGUGAUGACCCUGAUCCUGGCCGUGGUGGUAUCCAGUCUGGCCGUCAUGGCGGGAAGACACUCACAGUGGAAGAGGGAAGGCAGCUGCAUCCUCGUAGCGAGCCUCUUCUCUGUUGGGAUUUGGGUGGCGUGGAUCGUCAUGUACGUCUACGGGAACGAGCGGACCGGCGGGCCGACGUGGGACGAUCCCACCUUGGCCAUCGCCUUGGUGGCAAACGCCUGGACCUUCAUCAUCGUCUACACCAUUCCUGAAGUCUGCUGUUUGACCGGCGACGACGAGAGCCAGCAGGACUUCGGAGAAGAUCUGUACCCGAGCCGAGGAGUCGGUUACGAGACAAUCCUGAAGGAACAGAGCUCCCAGAACAUGUUUAUGGAGAAUAAGGCUUUCUCCAUGGACGAACCCAACCAAGGGACCAAACCAGUGUCUCCAUACAGCGGCUACACCGGUCAGCUGAGGAGUUCGGUCUACCAGCCCACUGAGCUGGCCCUCAUCACCAAAGCUGUGGGAAAUCCAGCGGAGCAGUCCUUUGACAUGACUAUUCCCAGAGCUUCCACCGGCUCUGCGGCCAACAGCGGGAGCAGCACCCCCUCAACACACACCGAAGCCGGAAACACUGCACACACUCAGACCAGCGGUCACGGCCUUCACAGGACAUCCCAGUGGUGAACACACUGAGCCUCUUAGCUCCCGGUCAAAAUAACGUCACAACUUCUCAUUUGCACUCGCUGACGGUUUGUUUGCUGUUAAACUGCGGUUCCCUAAGCUGGUUCUGAGAGGAACCCCGACACACGGAGGUGAACGCCCGGUCACCUCCGUGCUGGCAAACAGAUAAACCUCCUAUUGACGGAUCGUCCGCAUGCCACCGGGUAUCAGACAGCGAUGGGCUUCAUUUGGAAGUCAAAGGAUGAAGCUUUGCUGCAGAACAAAGACUUUUUGCAAUAGUCGCUGUUUGCUGACAGUGAACUGAGCUCUGCUGGACCCGAUGAAGAGUGACGCUGCUGACGGCACGAAAACACUGAAACAGAAUAGUCUAAAUGUUGGCUCAGUGUGAUAUUUACAUCCGCGGAACUUUACUCAGUUUGAAGACAACAUACCCUAAAAGCAGAAACACUAUCAGCAAGAUUACAUUUAAAAUAUUGUGCACUGUUAAGUUUAAUUAUUAGAGUCGAUGUACACUACUGUUCAAAAGUUUGGGGUUUGUUUUCCUUGAAAACUCACUUUUAUUCAUGUGCUAACAUAAAUGCACAAGGGUUUUCUACUCAUCAGUUAGCCUUUCAACACGAUUAGCUAGGAGAUUUCUAAGUGACCCCAAACUUUUCAACGGUAGUGUAUAUUUUUGUGGCUGGAUUGUGAAUAUUGUUAAAAACCACAAAAUUCACACAUGAAAUUUAACUUCUGGUAUUGGAUUAAUGUAAAUACAAUUUGCUGGUAAUGUGUCUUUGGUUCUUCACUGCAUGGAAGUAUUGUAUGAAUGUGUAUAUUUAAUACUAUUUAAAGCACCACUGAGUGCUGCUUAAUUAUUUAAAAUCAAUUCAAACAAUCAUGAGAACAGAGAACUAAAGUCCUGCCUGUGGUUAGUCUGUGGCUCACUAGUUUAACAAUGCUCAGUGUAGUUCCUCAUAGAAGAUUCUUGUUAUUAGUAUUUCUGAAAAAUGAAAUACAAUACACCAGUUUUCUGGAUGUGUUCUUUGACAAAUAGGCAUCUGCUGCUUUAAAUGACAGUGACAUCUGAGCGCUUUGAGAUUAUAACAAGGAUAAGAGGAUGUUGUUACCCUGGAAAAGGAACUGCACAUGAUUCUAUGGUAACUAAAGAUCUGUCAGUCUUCAUGUUCUGCUGCCUUUUCACUCACAUUAACCAAAAUAAAGAUGAGUAUCAACUACAUUUCAUCAAGAUUGUCAAACGGUGUCGUCAAAUCCAGCUUGUUAGCUCAUGACACUAAAUGCUUAGUUUUAAAGUGGUAACAUCGGACUGGAGUCGCAACACGGACGUUACUCUCAGCAUCUACAACCAAACCGAGGCUAACCGUUUAGCAUGCUAACGAGCAAGUAACAUAACUGUAGAUCAAGAAAAACCCUAUAAAAUUGCAGUGUACAAACUUAGCACCCAAAGUUCAAUAAAAAACAUUUUAAAAACAUCGGCAAACACGUUAAAUUUGUGAACUUUAACCAAGAGAGAGGUGUUCAUAUGAGUUGUUGUAAACACAACCUAAUUUGAAAUCAGUGCUAAGACCUAGCACAUCAAGUGUUUGCGAAAUAGCUGCUAAACUACAGCAAUAACAGCAAAUAUUAAUGCUGGUUUUACUGCUUAAUCGGGCACUAUAUCUGUUAAAUGUAGGUAUUUAAUCACCUUUUAACAACUAGUGCCAGAUAUUUAGCUCUCUGUACUAAUACCAUUUAAAUUACACAUACAAUGUUAAAUUCUGACUGAAUUAGUAAUCAGUUGUUGCUAAUGGUAUAAGCUAUUGCUACGGUGUCCAAAACAAACUAACAUUAGCUUUUUUGAAAGUUGUGGGUAACAUUUCUCAUGACUUGUUAAUUUAAAGUACAAACAAACUGCAUCACUUUGAAUUUUGUGCAGAAAUUCCAUGUUUUUGAGCAGUUUCUGGUCAUCUAACAAUGGUAAAUAACUCCAUACACAACUUUUUGUAUGUGCUUUUGUUCUCCAUAAAGCUGCAUGUGUUGUCAUAUUCAGUACUUUGUAUGUUUUGUUUAUCUAAACUUUGGCAGCAACAAAAAACAAUCACAUUUUCAGAAUUUUAGCAUUGUGUCAGUACAUCUCUAUUAGCAGAGAUGUUUACAUUUGCUUGAUUUUUCCAGCAUUUCCAUACUUUUUAGUUCCAAAUCCGAAAAAUAAAAGCACAGGUCACGGUUGCACGUUUUGUUGGGUUUAGUCCAGAAUCUAAAUAUAUGCAGCUUGUAAUGAUAGAAACAUGAGAAAACAACAACAGAUUGUCCUGUUUAAGAGCAGAUAAGUGACUAAAUGACCAACUGUUUCAACUAAACCUGACAAAUUGCUCAAUAUUACUCUAAAGUGCAGCAGCAGGUGCAAAAUUUAGUUCAAUAAUAAUAGAAAACAAAAGAAACCUUUAAAGAGAAAAUAUAUCGUCUAACCAAGGCUGGACUUCAGUUAUCUCCAUUGUAACGUAUGGAAGUAAUUUGAUUUCCAAGAUCACAACCACAGUUUGUUUUUAAUGUACAGCAAAUAAAAACUUCCCCAGUAAAGUUA
Molecule: messenger RNA, 4024 nt
Organism: Amphiprion ocellaris (clown anemonefish)
Lineage: Eukaryota; Metazoa; Chordata; Actinopteri; Pomacentridae
Gene: gprc5c
Product: G protein-coupled receptor, class C, group 5, member C
Exons: 5
Coding region: 220-1464 (414 amino acids)
Biological process (GO): G protein-coupled receptor signaling pathway
Cellular component (GO): intracellular membrane-bounded organelle; extracellular exosome; signaling receptor complex
Molecular function (GO): protein kinase activator activity; G protein-coupled receptor activity
Source: RefSeq, a predicted model, not a curated record